AUGGCCUUGGGGAACCACAGCACCGUCACCGAGUUCAUCCUCCUGGGGCUGUCUGCAGACCCCCACGUCCAGGCCCUGCUCUUUGUGCUGUUCCUAGUGAUUUACCUCCUGACUGUGAUGGGAAACCUCACGAUGCUGCUGGUGAUCAGGGCUGAUUCCCACCUCCACACGCCCAUGUACUUCUUCCUGAGUCACCUCUCUUUCCUGGAUCUUUGCUACUCCUCAGUCACUGUGCCCAAGCUGCUAGAGAACCUCCUGUCUCAGAAGAAAACCAUCUCUGUGGGGGGCUGUCUGGCUCAAGUCUUCUUUGUGUUUGAUGCUGGGGGCACUGAAGCCUGCCUGCUCUCAGUAAUGGCCUAUGACCGCUAUGUUGCCAUCUGCCACUCUCUGCACUACGGACAGAUCAUGACCAACCGGCUCUGUAAUAGUCUGGUGUGCAGCUCCUGGGUCCUGAGCUUUCUGGACGCACUCAUCAACAUCCUACCAGCUAUGAGCUUGGACUUCUGUAAGGAUCAGUCCAUCCCCCACUACAGCUGUGAGCUGCCCUCUCUCUUCCCUCUGUCCUGCUCUGAUGUCUCCACCAGUCUUACUGUUCUGCUCUGUUCCAGUCUCCUGCAUGGGUUUGGAACCUGUUUGCUGAUUGUAUUCUCCUAUGCCCUUAUUGUCUCCACAAUCCUCAGUAUGAGCCACUCCUCAGGUAGAGGCAAGGCCUUCUCCACCUGCUCCUCUCACCUCUCUGCAAUCCUCCUGUUUUAUGGCUCGAUUUCCCUUCGCUAUCUCAUGCCAACCUCAGGUUCAACCCUGGAGUUGAUCAUGUCUGUACAGUACAGUGUGGUCCCUCCCUUAGUGAAUCCCCUCAUCUACAGCUUAAAAAAUAAUGAGGUGAAAGCAGCUGUGAGAAGGACCUUUAGAAAAUAUCUCCAAUAUGCACUGCCCAAAUACAGAAGAUGA
Molecule: messenger RNA, 951 nt
Organism: Manis javanica (Malayan pangolin)
Lineage: Eukaryota; Metazoa; Chordata; Mammalia; Pholidota; Manidae
Product: olfactory receptor 8S1-like
Biological process (GO): G protein-coupled receptor signaling pathway
Cellular component (GO): membrane
Molecular function (GO): G protein-coupled receptor activity; olfactory receptor activity
Source: RefSeq, a predicted model, not a curated record